Messenger RNA from Pseudogymnoascus verrucosus, 4190 nucleotides. RefSeq names its product plasma membrane localization protein (gene EFR3). Bases 275 to 3745 code for a protein of 1156 amino acids. Lineage: Eukaryota; Fungi; Ascomycota; Leotiomycetes; Thelebolales; Thelebolaceae. The record is from RefSeq and is a predicted model, not a curated record. Gene Ontology annotation, biological process: protein localization to plasma membrane. The transcript is spliced from 2 exons. Gene Ontology annotation, cellular component: plasma membrane.
GACGACGACAAAGAUUACAGGAGUCAACUGAUCGCGCUGACACCUACCUGUCCGAAUACCCUCAAUUGCCUAAAGUCCAUCGAUGUUGCUUGCAAGUCUCCGCCCUACCUCAGUUGCGAUCGCUUCAGACGUCGAUGAUUUAAUCUCCCAACUUUAUCGCAACUGAACCCUGAGGACACCCUAAUUGUUGUUAUCUUCGGAUCUUCAACCCGGUUGGAACUUGGCCAGGACCUGAACCUCGAACCCAUCCACGCGGCUCGAGGCCACCGAACAGAUGCACGCCAUAAGCCAAAAAUGUCGCCCGAAGCAUCAGGUUUUGGUCUUGAAAUGCUAUCCAAGAAUUACGAAGGGCGCCGUUGACGUCAAGCCAAAUUCCAGCGAGUUGAGCUAUCUCUCAUAUUACGCAACAACACGGCGCAGCAAGGUACAAAAAGUUGGAGCUUUCCUGGAGACCAAGACAGCUAGUGAUGUCUGGAGAGCGCGCAUAGGGAAUGUCCAAGUAACCUUACAAAUACUGGAGGCGUUGAUCGAGAAAACUCCUCGCGACCUCCCCCUAUACGCGCGAUAUGUCUUGAAGAUUCUCCAUCUUAUCCUGAAGUCUGGCGAUAUUACGAUGGUCGAAGCUUCCAUACCAACAUUUGAAGCUUUCUGUGAGCAUCAUGAUGGCGCCUCGUUGUCGGCAGACCAGGAAUACCUCAGACACUACGAAGAUAUAGUCAGAACUUAUGCAUCAUUUGCAUCAACCCGCCCUAAGCCACCGCCAAUAGUUUCAGCGAGUGCGCCCAUGGCGAUGAGGUGGAGAGUUGCUGGCCUACGCGCACUUAAAAGUGUUGUUUCCUCACAAGCUCUGGGAUCCGUGGCUGGGAGACAACUUGGUGUCAUUAUGCCCGUACUUCUCGAGAAUUUGUGGACCGAUAACCCAGAGUAUCUCGACACUCUGCUCAGUAGGGCUUAUUUAGAAGAGAGGGUCAGUUCUGAGAAGCUCCUACCACGACGAGGAAGUAUUGCGACUGUAAGAACUGUGGAAACAACAACAGACGUAAACCCAAUAGCACUUUCUGGUACUACAGCCGAUGCCGACAAACUCGCCGAGGAGGACAUUGGUGUUCUGGCCAUCCAGUGUUUGAAGCAGAUCUUUGAGGUCAACAGCAGAUCUCAAAUUCGAAGUGGAACUCUCGCAACACUGAGCUUCAUUUCGGAUAGAGUCAUCCAAGGCGAAGUCCUGAUCGACCAACAAUAUCCAUACAGUGAAGACCGUGGAUGGGCAACCACUGUAUUUCUCAUGUUUGCUAGGUGGACGCCCGUACAAGAGCGAUACACGAUACUCGUCACAGCCAUGGAUGCUCUUGUCAGAAGCCCCUUGAACGAAAACAGUGCGCCACAAGAACUUGUCCUUGCUACGAUGAUAGGCUCGUUACUGCGCUCCGAUAUCAAUUUAAUAGGUCUCAGCGUUAUGGACGUUUUACUCGGUCUUAUACAGCAUGUUCUUCAGUUGCUCCACUUAGGCAAGGCAAAGUCUCCUAUUCAGUCUACAAAUGGAGGAGGUCUUGACGGCAGGUCAUCGAAACAGACACUACCAACUACGAGUUCCGAUAGAGUGGCCGCGGACGGCGUGCCGAACGCGCCUUCUCGAGUUCAGAUAGAUCUUUUGCGUGUUCUUGAACGCUGCAUUGGAGAUUUGGCGACCCAUGUCUACUAUGCUGAUCAAAUAUCGGAUAUGAUCUCAGCUUUGUUGCUUCGUUUAAAGCCGUUACCAGUAUCAGUUACACCAACUGAUGGAGCAACCGUCGAGGAUGCAGAAGGUACCUCAAGUCUUGUUGCUGCGGCGGCAAAUAUUGUUGAGGAUGGCAGAAUCGAUGGAUUCUUUUCUUUCGACACGGCGAAGCUAUCUGCAUUGACAGCCGUCAAAAGCAUCCUCACCGUGGCCACCAAACGAUCGAAGAUAGCCGAAAGUACUCUUGGUAGAACCAGAGUCGGACUUGGCGUGUGGGAGUCUACGCAAUGGCUCUUACGUGAUAGUGAUGGGCUGGUGCGACUUGCAUAUGCUGAUGCCUUUCUGACAUGGCUGGACCGGGAGGCGAGUAGCGAAGAGCUUACUGCCUUGGACGAGAAAUCACCCCCCCACACCCAUCACAAGGGUAUUAUGCGAACCUCUGGCGACGAUUCUACCGACAACAUGGCAAGGCGUGCAGUUUCUGCUACGUCGCAUAGGGAAAGGGCAGCAAAGCUUCAGCAGACGAACGUCAUUGAGCUUCUCCACCUCGCAAUAUACGAAAAUGCACUCCAGUAUACGGAUUCUGAACCAGAUAUUGGCUUGCUGCACUUACUUCUUGUCAAACUGGUUGACAAGCUGGGCAUGAAUGCUGUUAAGAGCGGACUACCUAUGAUUUUCCGCCUCCAGGAAGAUAUCCAAGACGCCGAAACGCUUGCUAAGGUGCGCAUGGGUAGUCUCUGCCAUGGCUAUUUCUGGGCAUUGAGCGAAAAAUUCGAUUUGAGAUCGUCUGGAAUUGGAAUGGAGAUUUACGAUGAGAUAUUCCGCCGCCAAAGCAAGGGCUUCUGGGCCAAGAUAAUCCAAAUGCCUCCUGUGCCACUGCCGGAGCUUGGUAUCCCAGGGACGAUAUCGCCACAUCAAGGUCUACCUACGCAUGAACUCGAGUCCGAAUCCCUUACUCCAUUUGAUGAUCGGGAAACACUGGUCGAGCUGAUUGAAGUGUCUUAUUCCCAAGCAUCUGCAGCAGCGACUAGUCCAGUCUCGUCGCCCAACCGAAGCUUCAAUCAUCCAAUUCUAAGUCAACCCCAGGAAGUCCAAAGCCCCGUCGCUACUAUCCCAGAAGCUGUCAAGGAGGAGAUGCUAUCUGAAUGGAGCAAAGAAGCUGUUCUUGCUUCAAGAAUUACUGGCAGCAAAUCCGUAUCUCUCAGUGGAUCUAGAUCUGGAACGAAUGCUACUGGACAGGCUCGAAACUACCUCACAGUUAACGGCAAUGGUGGAGCCCUGUCAACUCAUAGCUUGCACCAACAACGUAGCAGGCCGCCUUCCCAGGCAUACGGGAUCAUAGGUGGACUGUCUGCGAUAUCAAAACUACGCCAAAGCACCGGCCCGGAUCGCACUCCAAGUGAUUCAAGCAAGAACUCCAUAACUCGUGUUGACCAUCUGAAGAGAGUCCUGUCUGGCCAAGCGCCACCAUCAAGAGGCGUCGGUACUAUUCACAACGACUCAAGCAGUGAGAGUAUGCUGAGCUACGACGCAUCUCCUUCGGAGUUUUCUUACGACAAUCGUGGCCCCAUAGCCGACAGGGGACGGAAGCCCUCAAACGAGAUUCCACGAUCGAAGUCUCAGGAGAGGACCAUUGCCAAUGAGGGUUUUAAGCCACUGAGGUCUCACCCUGUCCAGUCCGACUCUGUGCCCGCAUACGGUGAUGGAAGUGCGAGGGAGGCAGAUGAGGAGGAGGUCCCACCGGUACCUCCAUUGCCCGCGUCUUUGACCAUCGGUGGCAGUCCAACAGGCGACGAGGACCGGUCGAGGAACCUAAAAACUCGAGCUCAAGAAAUAUCGCUUGGGGACUAUCUGCAAAACGGACGGAGUGAGAGUCGCGGCCGGCGUACCCAGGAAGGACCUCAGAGUAUAGAAAAUGGAAAGCAGGGUCGCGAAGCCAGUCCAGGUCUGAACCUCGAGUUAUUGUUGAAGGGUAUCACCACUGGGAAUGACAAACGCCAGGACCCAGGGAUGGUAGAGCCUCCGUAUUGAUCUGGUUAUGGCGCAGGAAGCUGUUGAAUGUAGAUUAGUAUUAUUGUAUUUUGAGCGAAGCCAGCGCGCUGUGCUGUCUUGCCAGUUCUAUUUUUUUCAGUCAAGAAGGUUCUCUGGGCGCGCAUAGAGAGCAUUUAAAAAGAAGUGUAAGAUAGGGGUAAUCUUAAGCCGUUACUAUUAUCACAUGCUUGUCCCGGUGCCUGGGUUUUGUUGAGAGCGGCUGUGUAAAUAAGAGUCAAGGUUCAAGGUUCGCGAUGCUUGAAUGGUUAAUGGAGAACGGCGGGGUUACAUCACUAAUCACUGGGGUGUCCUGGGGUUCUAAUUCCGGGGCAACCACAGUUCCGAGUGGUUGGUUGGCUUCUGGAACAAUGCCUCGGCACGUUUGACGGCCUUGGCACUCAAAGCAACCGACCCAUAGUGGUGGUUUCGGAUGAGAAAAGAUGCA